This is a messenger RNA of Anolis carolinensis (green anole), 1125 nucleotides long. RefSeq names its product complement C1q binding protein (gene c1qbp). Gene Ontology annotation, biological process: regulation of complement activation; cytosolic ribosome assembly; negative regulation of mRNA splicing, via spliceosome. Gene Ontology annotation, cellular component: nucleus; mitochondrial matrix; plasma membrane. Lineage: Eukaryota; Metazoa; Chordata; Lepidosauria; Squamata; Anolidae. The transcript has 6 exons. The coding region runs from base 37 to 876 and encodes 279 amino acids. Gene Ontology annotation, molecular function: kininogen binding; transcription corepressor activity; complement component C1q complex binding. The record is from RefSeq and is a predicted model, not a curated record.
GCUGCUGCUUCCUGUGCCAGUCUUUUACCAGUCGCCAUGCUGCUCGCCCGGGUCCUGCGUUUCUCGGCCGGCGCCGCGCUUCGGCCUUUCCAAAUGCAGCCUGCGGCCACGAGCCUGACUCGCUUGCUUCCCGGGCCCAGCACCGCCGCCGCCCGGCCCUUCACCCGAUCGCUGUGGCAACUCCAGGAGCGUAGGCCCCGAGGAGGAGGAGGCCUCAGGAGCGCGCCCUCCAUCAACUGCGCAUGCGCGGGACUCCACACCGAAGGUGACAAAGCUUUUGCGGAGUUUCUGAUGGACGAAAUCAAGGAGGAGAAGAAGAUCCAGAAGCACAAAUCCCUGCCCAAAAUGUCCGGAGGCUGGGAGCUGGACAUUCAAGGCACUGAAGCCAAACUGGCACGGAAAGUGGCUGGCGAGACGAUCACAGUUUCCUUCAACAUCAACAACAGCAUCCCGCCGAGUUUCGAUGAGGCUCCAGAAGGACAGAAGCCGGACGAGCAAGAACCGGAUCUCACGUCGACCCCGAACUUUGUUGUGGAAGUCACCAAAGAUGACACCAAGCAGACCUUGGUGCUGGACUGCCAUUACCCUGAGGAUGAGGUUGGCCACGGAGAGGCAGAGGAGGAGGAGAGUGACAUCUUCUCCAUCCGGGAGGUCAGCUUCCAGCCCACCGGAGAGUCGGAAUGGCGGGAGAACAGCUACACCCUCAACACAGAUUCGCUGGACUGGGCACUGUAUGACCACCUGAUGGACUUCCUGGCCGACCGAGGGGUGGACAACACCUUUGCGGACGAACUGGUGGACCUCAGCACGGCGCUGGAGCACCAGGAAUACAUCCGCUUCCUGGAAGAGCUCAAGCGCUUUGUCAAGUGCCAGUAGCCCCCCCGAAGAAGGGCCAAAGUCAAAGGUGGGGGCUUGGGGGGGGGUUGCAAAGCGACCCGGGAAGUAAACAGAGAAAACAGGGUCCGAGAGUCACUGUUGGGACUUGAAGACUGGUCCUGGUUGGAGAACAUGUACUUUGGCACUCUGUGGACCCAACUCACCCAGGACUGAGUUUGUUGGGGGGUCUUUUUUUGUACACUAAGACGGAAGGGAAAUAAUGUUGGAAUAAAAACGAUUGAAGACUGA